This is a messenger RNA of Bicyclus anynana (squinting bush brown), 567 nucleotides long. Its product is annotated as U6 snRNA-associated Sm-like protein LSm4. The record is from RefSeq and is a predicted model, not a curated record. Bases 98 to 514 code for a protein of 138 amino acids. Lineage: Eukaryota; Metazoa; Arthropoda; Insecta; Lepidoptera; Nymphalidae. Gene Ontology annotation, molecular function: U6 snRNA binding. Gene Ontology annotation, biological process: P-body assembly; spliceosomal snRNP assembly; nuclear-transcribed mRNA catabolic process. Gene Ontology annotation, cellular component: spliceosomal tri-snRNP complex; P-body; U6 snRNP. The transcript has a single exon.
UUUAAUUUCAGAAUGACAAGUAAAUAAAAAUAGACUCAAAUAAUUUUGCCGCUGUGUAUUAUUAAUAACAUAAAAAAUUAAGUAAAACCAAUAGAAAAUGCUUCCAUUAUCAUUGCUAAGGACAGCCCAAAACCACCCCAUGUUAGUGGAAUUGAAAAAUGGCGAAACCUACAACGGACACUUAGUGAGUUGCGAUAAUUGGAUGAAUAUAAAUUUACGAGAAGUUAUUUGCACUUCUCGAGACGGCGACAAGUUCUGGCGGAUGCCCGAGUGUUAUAUCCGUGGCAGUACGAUCAAAUAUCUUCGAAUACCUGACGAAGUUAUAGACAUGGUCAAGGAGGAUACCCAAGCCAAAACCAGAGGUCGUGGUGACAUGAACAAAGGCCGAGGAGGUCAAAACAUGAGGUCUGGUAGAGGAGGCAGUCGUGGUGCGUUUGGAAAUCGCGGUCGUCCGGCGCCAUUGUCUCGAGGUGGCGGGAACGCGGGACGACCACAAAAUAAAAAUAAAAAAUAGUUUUUUUUUUUCAUUUAAAUUCUUUUUAAGUAAAUUAUAAGUAUUGCUAAGUA